UUAACAGAAUUAGUGUGACCGUUCAGCGCAAAGUGACAGGGCGGUGUAUUUUGACGUUUCGCCAACGGUCACACUGAGUGACACGUCGACGUCGUCUAUUCGUUCGCAUCGUUCAUUCGGUUUUUGAAAUUUGAGGCGUUCGCUGUGCCGUGAGAAGUGAGACCUUCUACUGUUCGUGUAGAAAGUGCAAUAACCAAGCCACCCACACAGUUCCCAGGCUAGCUACACAAGUCCGGCAAAAUGGGAAUCAAGUUCCUGGAAGUUAUCAAACCGUUCUGCAGUAUACUGCCGGAAAUCGCAAAACCGGAGCGCAAGAUCCAAUUCAGGGAGAAAGUUCUAUGGACUGCGAUCACGCUGUUCAUUUUCCUGGUAUGCUGCCAGAUCCCGCUUUUCGGUAUUAUGAGCUCAGACUCGGCGGAUCCCUUCUACUGGAUCCGUGUGAUCCUGGCCUCCAACCGUGGAACGCUCAUGGAGCUGGGUAUCUCGCCCAUUGUGACCUCUGGCCUGAUCAUGCAGCUGCUGGCCGGAGCAAAGAUCAUUGAGGUCGGUGAUACGCCCAAGGAUCGUGCUCUGUUCAACGGCGCUCAGAAACUUUUCGGCAUGGUGAUCACCAUUGGCCAGGCCAUCGUCUAUGUGAUGACUGGCAUGUACGGCGAUCCGUCGGAGAUUGGAGCCGGUGUCUGCUUGCUGAUCAUCAUCCAGCUGUUCGCCGCUGGUCUGAUUGUGCUGCUGCUCGACGAGCUCCUCCAGAAGGGCUAUGGACUGGGAUCGGGUAUUUCCCUUUUCAUUGCCACCAACAUUUGCGAGACGAUCGUGUGGAAGGCGUUCAGCCCCACCACCGUGACCACGGGACGCGGCACCGAGUUCGAGGGCGCUGUAAUUGCCCUGUUCCACUUGAUGGCCACCAGGAACGAUAAGGUGCGCGCUCUGCGUGAGGCCUUCUAUCGCCAGAACCUGCCCAACCUGAUGAACCUGCUGGCCACCGUGCUGGUGUUCGCCGUGGUCAUAUACUUCCAAGGCUUCCGCGUGGACCUACCCAUCAAGAGCGCCCGUUACCGCGGCCAGUACAGCAGCUACCCCAUCAAGCUGUUCUACACCUCCAACAUUCCCAUCAUCCUGCAGUCUGCGCUCGUGUCCAACUUGUACGUCAUCUCCCAGAUGCUGGCUGUCAAGUUCCAGGGCAACUUCUUCAUUAACCUUUUGGGUGUGUGGGCUGAUGUUGGAGGCGGCGGCCCGGCCCGCUCCUAUCCCAUCGGUGGUCUGUGCUACUAUCUUUCGCCCCCUGAGAGCGUGGGCCACAUCCUGACCGACCCCAUUCACGCGUUGCUCUACAUUGUGUUCAUGUUGGGCUCCUGCGCUUUCUUCUCCAAGACCUGGAUCGAUGUGUCCGGCAGCUCAGCCAAGGAUGUUGCCAAGCAGCUGAAAGAGCAACACAUGGUGAUGCGUGGCCAUCGCGAGAACUCGAUGAUCCACGAGCUCAACCGCUACAUCCCAACGGCAGCUGCUUUUGGUGGUCUCUGCAUCGGAGCUCUGUCUGUGAUGGCCGACUUCCUGGGAGCCAUCGGCUCUGGUACGGGUAUCCUGUUGGCGGUGACCAUCAUCUACCAAUACUUUGAGAUUUUCGUUAAGGAGCAGUCCGAGAUGGGCGGCAUGGGCACGCUGCUGUUCUAAGCAGCCUAAAAGAUCAUCUGCGAUCCAAUCAACAGCAACUAAUACUUCAUCAUACUUCCCACACGCUCGCUCCCAUUAAAACAAACUUAAUUACCUGCUUUGUUUUUUUCGUAUUCUGUCAAACACCCACAGUAAGCGUAAAUUGUAAGGCCUUUGGCUGCUAUUUUCAUCUUCCCAACCAAUAGAAGCGUACAUAAAGCGGAUGAGAACCUUUAUUUUGAAUAGUUUUUAGUUGUAUUCAAAUGUGAGACUACAUUGCUUGAGUUCAAUAUUUCUGCGAAUUAAUUGAAUUCCAAUGCAAUUACUUGUUUUAAUAUUAAAUCAAUUGAAUUAUACUUUAAAUACAGCAUGAUAUGGAGACAUUGAAAUUAUUAAAGCAAAGAUGUACAUCAAACGAACACAUACAUACAAAUUGUCAUAAUAAAACGUAAAUUAGAUAACUUUUUUAAACGA
Messenger RNA from Drosophila erecta, 2124 nucleotides. It is a transcript of the gene Sec61alpha, whose product is annotated as protein transport protein Sec61 subunit alpha. NCBI's taxonomy places the organism in Eukaryota, Metazoa, Arthropoda, Insecta, Diptera, Drosophilidae. Gene Ontology annotation, biological process: post-translational protein targeting to membrane, translocation; SRP-dependent cotranslational protein targeting to membrane, translocation. Gene Ontology annotation, molecular function: transmembrane protein transporter activity; ribosome binding; signal sequence receptor activity. The record is from RefSeq and is a predicted model, not a curated record. The coding region runs from base 241 to 1671 and encodes 476 amino acids. The transcript has 4 exons. Gene Ontology annotation, cellular component: Sec61 translocon complex; membrane.